This is a messenger RNA of Phragmites australis (common reed), 1162 nucleotides long. Its product is annotated as enoyl-CoA delta isomerase 2, peroxisomal-like. Gene Ontology annotation, cellular component: peroxisome. Gene Ontology annotation, biological process: fatty acid beta-oxidation. Bases 186 to 1013 code for a protein of 275 amino acids. The transcript has a single exon. The record is from RefSeq and is a predicted model, not a curated record. Gene Ontology annotation, molecular function: enoyl-CoA hydratase activity; delta(3)-delta(2)-enoyl-CoA isomerase activity. Lineage: Eukaryota; Viridiplantae; Streptophyta; Magnoliopsida; Poales; Poaceae.
UAAUAGUCCAAAUAUGCAUCAAAGACCAUACUAUUUUAUCCUGACAACGUUAUUUGUCUCUUAUCCAAUGGAUCAUAGUAAAGUGUGGAUGCAAUUUUGACCAUUAUUUUGUUGGAAUGCACAUCUCAUCUUGUGUUUUAUCGUCCAUCUUGUGUUUUGUCUGAGAGUCGAUUAGUCAACCAAAGAUGAUUAAUCAACUAAAGAGAAGGAUGACGGAGACAUUCGCAAGGUUAAAAUUGAUAAGACCAACAGCGUCAGAGACCAUCGGUCACGGCGGCUGGAUCCCCAUUCCCCAAAUGGAGACCAACCUGUGCACCGUCGAGAGGCGUGGCCGCGUCCACCUCAUCACCCUCACGGGCGCCGGCGACCACCGCCUCAGCCCGGCCCUCCUCACCUCCAUUCGCUCCGCCGUCGCCGCCUCCGCGGGCGCCGGCGCGCUCGUCCUCGCCGCCGAGGGCAAGUACUUCUCCAACGGUUUCGACCAGGCCUGGGCGCGCACCGCGCCGCCCCACCUCCACGCCACCAUGGACGGCGGCUUCCGCGCGCUCGUCGCCGACCUCCUCGCGGUCCCCAUGCCCACCGUCGCCGCCGUCACGGGCCACGCCGCGGCCGCCGGGUGCGCGCUGGCGCUGGCGCACGACUCCGUCGUUAUGCGCGGCUCCCGCGGGUUCCUGUACAUGAGCGAGGUCGACGCGGGCAUCAAGAUCGUCGACUUCGUUGCCGAGCUGCUCCGCGAGAAGGUUCCCGACGCGGUCGCCAGGAGGGACCUGGUUCUGAGGGGGGACAAGAUGACGGCCGCGGAGGCUGUGCGACGGGGCAUCGUGGACGCGGCCGUCCACGGCCGCGUGGAAGACGUGGUGGCCGCGGCCGUCGCCGCGGCCGAGAAGCUCGCGGCGAGGGGCUGGAACGGGGAGGUCGUGGCCGAGAUCAGGAAGGCCACGUGGCCGGCGGUGUGGAACAAGGUCAAGGACCACGGUGCCGACGCGUCGGCGCCGGCGCAGCCGCGGCUCUAGGCGCGCGCGCCGCGUGCUGUGCUGCUGUCCUGGUACGCCGUACGCGCCAAUUUCUCCAAGCUGCAGUGUAGCAUUUCACAUCAUUCGCCGUACAACUAGAGCUUGUACUAGACUCGUUCUGGAUCAAUAAUUCUAGAUGAAUGGACCUA